Molecule: messenger RNA, 2337 nt
Organism: Panthera uncia (snow leopard)
Lineage: Eukaryota; Metazoa; Chordata; Mammalia; Carnivora; Felidae
Product: single-stranded DNA-binding protein 4-like
Exons: 4
Coding region: 271-846 (191 amino acids)
Biological process (GO): positive regulation of transcription by RNA polymerase II
Cellular component (GO): nucleus
Molecular function (GO): single-stranded DNA binding; protein binding
Source: RefSeq, a predicted model, not a curated record
GCGCGCUUCCCGGAACAGCCCGCGCUGAGGGAAGAGAGGAAGAAAAUAAAACCCGUGGCUGGAGCCGAAGCUGGAGCUGCCGCCGCCGCCGCCACCGCCGCCUUGGCCGUCUGGAGCUCCCCCGCGCGGACGAUGCCCGCGGUGCCCGCGCGGGGCUCGGGGCUGUGAGGCCCAGGGCGCGGGGUAGCUAUGGCGACCGCUAGCGCGGCCCGCGGUGCCGCCUGACAGGUGUGGGCCCCGGAGGCGGCGGCGGCGGCGGCUCGGAGCAGCAUGUACGCCAAGGGGGGCAAGGGCUCGGCCGUGCCCUCCGACAGCCAGGCCCGCGAGAAGUUGGCACUCUAUGUAUACGAGUACCUGUUGCACGUUGGUGCCCAGAAGUCAGCCCAGACCUUUCUGUCCGAGAUCCGAUGGGAGAAGAACAUUACGCUGGGGGAGCCCCCAGGGUUCCUGCAUUCCUGGUGGUGCGUGUUCUGGGACUUGUACUGUGCAGCACCUGACCGCAGAGAGGCGUGUGAGCACUCAAAUGAGGCCAAGGCCUUCCAGGACUACGUGAGUCCCUGCCCCGGGGACUGGGACCAGGGCUCGUGGGCAUGGGCAGGUUUCUGGGCCUGUGGCCUUGGGGUCCUGUGUGGCCUGAGGCUGGCUUGGGUGGCCAAGUGGGUCUGGCUGUGGGGAUUGAUCUGGGAUCUGGCCACUUCUGGGGAGUCCCUAUUCCCUCUACUCAGUAUAGGGAUACUCACAAGAUGGGGGAGGUCCUUCCACUGCGCUCAGCUCCUGAGGGCCCCCACAGCCCCCCCCCCCCAUACCUUCCUGAGGCCGGCCCCGCCUCUCUUCUCCAUCAUCUGAAUCCCCCGUGGAGCCAGGAGCUCCUGCCUCCCCAUCUGCCUAGCUGUGUAUGUGUAGUUUGUGUGUGUGUGUGUCUACAUGUGUGGCGGGGGACAGGGUUGGGGCCACUACUGCAUGUCCCCUCCCGCCCCAGCCUUUCUGAGUGCAGGCGGGAGUGGCGGUGGGGGUUGGCUAACUGGCAGGUGCACCCUUGAGCAGUAGAGGCCCAGCAGUGGGCACACUUCCUAACUUUGCUUGGUGGCUGAGGCUGUUGACUCCACCUCUUUGGCCUCAGUUUCCUUCUGGGUUGAGUGGGGGUCAGAGGCCUGUCUGAAGAGGAAAGGGCAUGACAUGAAAGGGCUGGUGGCAUUUUGUCACGCGCAGAUGGCAGCCCCUGCCUUUAUCUUCUUGGCCUUGGGUGUGGGGCUUGGCCACCCGGCUUCUCCGAGGGGUCUCUGGUUGGCCAGGAAAGGCUUGGGGGCUCCGGGCCCACUCAAGGGGGAAGCGGCAGCUCAGCUGGCGUCCAGGGGCGGGCAGCUCUAGGCGAGUCCCCCCCUCCCACCGCCCUCCCCGUUGUGCGCCCACACUCCGACGGCCGUCCUCGCGUCCUGAGCAAUCCUCCCCGCUGCGCCCCCUCGGGCCUCCCAGGGCGUGGCGGUCCCCAUCUCGCUCUGCAAUUGGUCAAGGUUGUGCACCGCCUCCCCGCAUAAUGCAUCCCCUCCCCUGCCCAGUGCAGGCCUUCGUAGGGCGGGAGUGCGGCCCCAGAGGGGUAAGGCUUCGUCUUGUCCCUGAAGACGCUCCUCACGCGCCUUACGCUGUGCUUGGGAGCUGGGGUCAUACUGUUGGUCCCUAUUGGGUCCCACUGCUCGUGUGCUGCCCCCCUGUCCCUCUCCUGCCAGAACUGGGGCUCCAGGGGUGUCUGGAGUUGUGUGCGUGCCUGACUCCGUGAGGGCGCCCCCUCCCAGUCGAGCCCUAGCCCCUCCCGGCCUGCUCAGCGCCCCUUCCCUCUCCGCCCCGGCUUUGCCUCUGCCCGCGACUCCAGCGGCCUCUCAGGGCGCCUCCAGGGAGGGCAAGGAGGGCGGAGCGCUUGGUUCUUCACACGGAGGGGAACGCGCUUCCCGGGAGCGCGCCGGUUACCAUGGCAGCGGAGCGCGCGUGGCGUGGGGGGGUGGGGGGAGAUGGCACGGGCACAACGGACGUGGGUGGGGGGAUGGGGACCCCCCCCCGCCCCGCCCGCGGUGGGUAGCGACCUGGCCCCGGGGUGGCGGGUUCUCUGUGGCUGCGGGCGCAUAUCCUGCCCGGCCGCUGCUCUAGCGCCCUGCUUGCCUCCUCUACGUGGUCGGUGUGUGGGGGGUGCCUCCGAGUGGGGACUCAGUUCGCCCCUCCCGGCUCUGCUGCCGACCUCGGCAUCUCCAGGAAACGCUAGCGCGCCCAACCCGUCGUCAUAGCAACGCAGGUUGGGCCAGGGCGUCUCCGGGUGGAUGAUGGACGUGGUGGGGGGGGGGGGCCUAG